AUUGUCUGAAAUAGAAUUCACUGCAGGAUGACGUCGCCAACAGUUCAGGCUCUGUUAAUGUGUCUUGGAUUUUACGCAGUAGAUUCCUCCGUUAAUGUUGCAUCUGGAAAGCCUUCCUGGCUGUCAUCUACCUGGACUCUAUCUUCGAGGGCCUCGAAUGUUGUUGACGGUACUAAAUAUUUAAACCACGAUACUCUCUUUCCAAGAUGUAUCCACACACGUUUCGAACCGUUCCCCCGCUGGUGGGUAAAUCUAACCGGAGAUUAUACCAUAUCGAGGAUCGAUAUUGACUACAGGAGGGAUACAAGCUACAGAAUGCAUGGGUACAAACUAAUUGUAUCGAACACAGAAUCUACCAGUCGAUGGAACAGGGGUCACAGGAUAGCUGGUCACAUUUGCUACACGGAGGUCAGAACAGAUCCGCCAACACAACAGACGGUACCAUGUCUAGCUAGGGGACAGUACAUAACAUAUGCUGAUGAUUAUCGCUCCCCUAAAGACCCGAACCCUUAUGUAGAACUUUGCGAGUUGGAAGCCCUUGGUUGUCCAACUGGAUGGUAUGGACAGAAUAACUGCGAUAAUCCUUGUCCUGAAGGAUGCUUGGAAAUAGCAUGUAAUCCGGACAAUGGCGCGUGCUUUCACGGAUGCAAAACCGGAUUACAGGGAAUCACGUGCAAUACAACAUGUGACGAUGGCAGAUUCGGUUAAGGAUGCCAGCAAUAUUGUUAUUGUCUCGGUGAGACAUGUGAUCCACAAACAGGAAUUUGUCCUGACAGCAGGUGUCAGCUAGG
Molecule: messenger RNA, 791 nt
Organism: Pecten maximus
Lineage: Eukaryota; Metazoa; Mollusca; Bivalvia; Pectinida; Pectinidae
Exons: 5
Coding region: 28-708 (226 amino acids)
Source: RefSeq, a predicted model, not a curated record